Messenger RNA from Trifolium pratense (red clover), 1638 nucleotides. Its product is annotated as isoflavone 2'-hydroxylase-like. The transcript is spliced from 2 exons. NCBI's taxonomy places the organism in Eukaryota, Viridiplantae, Streptophyta, Magnoliopsida, Fabales, Fabaceae. The record is from RefSeq and is a predicted model, not a curated record. Gene Ontology annotation, molecular function: heme binding; monooxygenase activity; iron ion binding. Bases 77 to 1573 code for a protein of 498 amino acids.
AUAGCACGGACCUUGCAAGGUGGACGAAUAAAUUAUAUAAGCAUUUGAGAAGCACAAAAUAAAAUCACACCAAAUUAUGGACAUUCUUUCCUUAUUGUCCUACUCUCCCUUUUAUCUUGUUCUAUUUUUCACUUUCAACCUUCUCUUCAAAUCAAGAAAAUUCAAUAACCUCCCACCAGGUCCACUUUCUCUUCCAAUAAUUGGCAACCUCCACCACCUAAAACGUCCCCUCCACCACACCUUCAAAGGGUUGUCCAAAAAAUAUGGUGAUGUCAUUUCUCUUUGGUUCGGUUCACGUCUCGUAGUUGUUGUCUCUUCACCAUCUAUAGUGGAAGAAUGUUUCACAAAAAACGACGUUGUCCUAGCUAAUAGACCCCGUUUUCUUUCGGGAAAAUACAUUUUCUACAAUUAUACCACCUUAGGAUCUACAUCCUAUGGUGAACAUUGGCGCAACCUCCGUCGCAUCACAGCCACCGAUGUCCUUUCAAACCAUCGUAUCAAUAGUUUCACCGGAGUUCGAAGAGAUGAGACUCAUAGGCUUAUAAAAAAGUUAGCCGAUGAAUCGUCUAGAGAUUUUGUUGAAGUAGAACUACGCUCUAGGUUCUAUGAUAUGACUUUCAACAACAUUAUGAGAAUGAUUUCGGGUAAGAGAUACUAUGGAGAUGAUUGUGACAUGACGGAUGCAGAAGAAGCAAAAGAAUUUCGAGCAAUGGUGACAGAUUUGUUGAAGUUGUCCGGGGCUAACAAUAAGAAUGACUUCUUGCCAAUACUAAGGGUUAUUGACUUUGAAAAUUUGGAGAAGAGGCUAAAGAAGAUUAGUAACAAAAACGAUACGUUUUUGAGAGGACUCAUUCAAGAACAUCGCAACAAAAAACAACAUACAAAUACUAUGAUAGAUCAUCUUCUAAGUUUACAAGAAUCACAACCUGAGUACUAUACUGAUCAAAUCAUCAAAGGCCUUGCCCAGGGUAUGCUUAUUGCGGGAACAGAUUCAUCGGCUGUAACUUUAGAGUGGGCAUUAUCUUGUGUAUUAACCUAUCCAGAGGUGCUUGAGACGGCAAGGUAUGAAUUAGAAACUCAUGUAGGCCACGACCGUUUGUUGGAUGAAUCCGAUCUUCCAAAACUCCCUUACCUUAAAAAUAUUAUUUACGAGACACUUCGGUUGUACACUCCUGCUCCAUUGUCAUUGCCGCACUCUUCCUCCAAUAAGUGUAUUAUCGGAGGAUUUAAAGUUCCACGCGACACUAUAUUGUUGAUCAAUGCUUGGGCUAUUCAUAGAGAUCCCGAAAGAUGGAGUGAAGCUACGAGUUUCAAGCCUGAGAGGUUUGAGAAAGAAGGAGAGUUAGAGAAGUUAAUUGCAUUCGGGUUAGGAAGAAGGUCUUGUCCAGGUGGAGCAUUGGCUAUGCGCGCAAUAGGCUUAACUUUGGGUUUGUUGAUUCAAUGCUUUGAAUGGAAAAAAGUGGAUGACAAAGAGAUUGAUAUGAGUGAGGAAACUGGAUUCACAUUGUCAAGAUCAGUCCCAUUAAAGGCUAUGUGUAAAGCCCGUCCAAUCAUAAAAAAACUUGUGGAAUAAUUGAAUAGUAGAUGUAUAAAUAAAAUAAAAUAUGUAAUUUUCAUUAAUAUCAAAUAAUAAAAAGG